Messenger RNA from Polychytrium aggregatum, 1363 nucleotides. Its product is annotated as cyclin-like protein. Gene Ontology annotation, cellular component: transcription preinitiation complex; nucleus. The coding region runs from base 174 to 1205 and encodes 343 amino acids. Gene Ontology annotation, molecular function: TBP-class protein binding; RNA polymerase II general transcription initiation factor activity. The record is from RefSeq and is a predicted model, not a curated record. Gene Ontology annotation, biological process: transcription initiation at RNA polymerase II promoter; transcription preinitiation complex assembly. The transcript has 3 exons. NCBI's taxonomy places the organism in Eukaryota, Fungi, Chytridiomycota, Chytridiomycetes, Polychytriales.
GCCCAUCAUCCGGACCUCUGCCCGACCCCAGGCCAAAUCUGCCUCUGUUGCCGAAGGAUUGACUUGUCGACGUCUGCCUGCCCGGGUCGAAUUCGACGAUACCAGUCUCUCGCCUGCCCGCUCGGCCCGUCUCCACAGCCACAGCCACAGCCACAGAACAACAGCAGCUCGCUAUGCUUACCUCGCACCUGUUUCCGCCCCAGCUGGCUCCGACAGCCCCAGCAUCAACGGCAGCAGCAGCGGCUCCGCCUCGGCGCAUCCAGGUGGACCUGAAUCUGCGCCUGAUAUGCCAGAACUGUCGGGACCCGGUCCCCAACAUUGUCGAGGACUUCGCUGCGGGUGAUCUGAUCUGCGGAAGCUGUGGCUUGGUUCUUGGCAAUCGAAUCAUCGACACCAGAUCCGAAUGGCGCACGUUUGCCAACGGUGACGAUGGGGGUGACGACCCGUCUCGUGUCGGCUCGGCGGGCGAUCCGAUCUUUGGAAGGCCAAACCAGCUCGAUGCCACCACCAUCGACAGACGAGACGGUGGAACGGGCUCGGCCAGAGAUCUCAGCCGUGCCCAUGGCAAAGUAACCAACCUCCGAGGGGAGCAGCAGAUGCUGCAGGCCUUUCGGGAGAUUCAGUCCAUGUGCGAAGGCAUCGGCCUCUCCAAGAUUGCUGUGGAUUCUGCAAAGCAGUUCUACAAGCGGGUUGAGGACGAGAAGCUUCUCCGCGGCAAGACCCAGGAGGCAAUCAUGGCCUCCUGUAUCUACAUUGCCUGCCGCGAGCACAAGGUCAACCGAACCUUCCGUGAGAUCUGUGCCCUCACCAAGGUCUCCAAGAAGGAGAUUGGCCGCUGCUACAAGGCGAUGCAUCCGCUGUUUGAUCGACCUUCCGAGAUCGACCACAGUCCCAUGAUCAUCCGUUUCUCGUCGUUUUUGGGGAUGGGGCCCGAGGCCGUCAAGAAUACGCACUUGAUUGUUGACCGAGCAAACGAGAGAGGUGUCCUCGCUGGCAAGAGCCCCAUCUCGCUCGUUGCUGCGGCACUCUAUUUUACAUCGUCGCUUUCGGCCUCCCCCAAGACGGCCAAGGAGAUUGCCGAGAUUGCCGGCUGCACCGAAGCCACCCUGAAGAACGCCUACAAGGUUCUGUACGAGGAUCGCAAUCAGCUCAUCAUCCCCGAAUUCAAAUCAACCAAGCCAGUCGCCGAGCUGCCCACGCCCUAAGCCGGUCACAGGACGCACCAGCCCGGAUGGAUCGACAGCGAAUGACAGCCACAUCCUCCUGGCCAUAUCCUCUGACGGCCACCGCCGCCCAAGCGGAUUCAUGGCCUCCCCCCCCCCACUAUAAUUGCUAGAUGAAAUACACUCAUCAGUGUGUCGUA